Melitaea cinxia (Glanville fritillary) is the source of this 518-nucleotide messenger RNA. RefSeq lists its product as uncharacterized. The coding region runs from base 13 to 447 and encodes 144 amino acids. Lineage: Eukaryota; Metazoa; Arthropoda; Insecta; Lepidoptera; Nymphalidae. The record is from RefSeq and is a predicted model, not a curated record. The transcript has a single exon.
ACUAGUCAAGCUAUGAUCCCCGCCUACUCAGUGUCAGCACUGCGGCUGGCCUUUGACGAAAUAUCCACGGUCUUACCUGUCGCCAACCAGCUCGCCUGCCUCUUGAUACCCUUCCUGAUAAACCUCAUCAAUAACCUGAACAAUCUCUCCAACAUUGUACAGAACCUGACGCCAGCUCUACUGCCAUACUUCGGGUGUACCUUGCCACUCCUGUAUGCGACCCUGACUGACCUGGCAUCAGUUCUAUUUCUGUAUAUAAGUGUCCUGAUAUCCCUGUUCAGGUCAAAUGUCCUGGCAGCUCCAGGUCUCCUGUUAGGGCUCGUGUCUCAAGUCCUAAAUCUAGUGUUGGGUCUGUUGACUGGUCUCACAGAUGGCACCGGUCUGUUAUCUGGUCUGAUUAAGUUAAUAACGAAUGUUGUUGUUGAGUUGGAGAAGUUAUUGUUGUAAUUGGUUGUAUUGUAUUUAAGAAUAAAUUGUUAUUAUAUAAUUAUUUUUUCUUUUGCAUAAUUUUUUUCCUU